AUGAGUGACGAUAUAGGAAAAAGUGUUGCUAGUACAGAAGUACCUGAUGUAAGUCCAGGAGCAGGUUUUCAAGUAUUUGUUGAUAUGGCGAAUUUAUAUAAUAAAUUAAAAUUACUUAAUUAUGAUGAUGAUUAUGUUAUGAAAUGGAGAAUGAAACCAAUAUCACGAAUACAUUUUGCUGUAUCAACAAAUCCCGGAGAUCAAUUACAUGCAUUUAUUGCUCUUUCAGCAUGGCUUUUUCAAAAAGGUGGUCUUAGAUUUGAUAAACCAAGCGAGGAUGAUGAUCAAAGUGUUUUACUUCAGAAUAUUAUUGCACAAUUUAAGAAACUAGGUCAUGAUAUAACUAUAAGUGCAAGUAAACUUCGUUCUGGUUCUGGUGAACCUGUUGUUUAUAUUCUUAAUCGACUUGCUGAUGAUGCACUUAAAAAAACUGAUGAUGAUAAUGAAAUUGAUGUUAAUAAAAUUGAUGAAGAAAUGUUUAAUAGAGAUACAGAUGCUGAUGAAUAUGAAGAAGAUGAAGCUGUACUUAAUAUGGAAGCUUUAACUAAAUUAGGUUUAAAAACGAGUGCAGUUGGUGCUGCUGCUAUAUCGGAACCUGAAAUUCGUCCUGAAUUAAUUAUGGAAUCAACAACAGAUGCAACGGAAUGGAAAUUAGAAGUUGAACGUAUAUUACCACAACUUAAAGUUACAUUUAAAGCAGAAAAUAAAGAUUGGCGUUCACGACAAGAACAACGUUUAACAUAUAAAACACAAAUUGCAACUUCACUUAAAGAUGCUGAACAAAUGUUAACUAGAUUUCAUACUGAUAUUGCUAAAUCAUUAGAAAAAAUUAUAACACGUGAACAAUAUAUUAAUUCUCAAUUAAAUGAUUAUUUACAUGAAUUUCAUCGACAACAAGAUUUAUUAGCACAAGCUAAACAACAUUAUCGUCAUUGUUCAUCAGGUAUAACAGACAAAUCUCAACAAUUAGCUCAAAUUACAGCUGAAUUAACACAAAUUAAAGAAGAAAUGGAAGAAACAGGACAAAAUGUUACAGAUGGAGGUCCUUUGGUUAAAAUCAAAAAAGCUAUUGAAGAAUUAAAUCGUGAUAUAAUUCGUGUUGAUGUUCGUAUAGCUGUAUUAGAACAUACACUUAUGCAAUCAAAAGUACGUGAAAAAGAAGAAGCAAACGAUGAAAAAGCUGAUUAUUUACUUAAUGAACCAGAUUUUGAAUAA
Molecule: messenger RNA, 1215 nt
Organism: Rotaria sp. Silwood1
Lineage: Eukaryota; Metazoa; Rotifera; Eurotatoria; Philodinida; Philodinidae
Source: the annotation of a GenBank genome assembly